AUUAUACAUAGCAUUGGACCACGACUCGACAUUGAAUAUACUACACCCUGCUGAGAUAAAUUCCUUCUCCCAUUGUGUAUUCGUUGCUAGAUCAAACCCUCCCCAAACCAGUAACGCUUCACCUCGACGUCAUGGAUUCAGCUCCCCCAACUGGGGAGAAUAUAACUCCAUCGUCAGCGGACCAGCUCCCUGAUGCGGCGGUGGCACUUGCCACGAGAUUCUUUGAAGCUGCGAGACAAGGCCAGAUGGACAUGUUUGAACAGGCUUUACCACAUGGAUUGCCGGCAAAUUUGACCAACGGGAAAGGAGAUACUCUGCUCAUGCUGGCAUCUUACUAUGGCCAUGCACCACUCGUCUCGCUCCUGCUAAAGCACGGCGCUGACCCGAACAGACUGAAUGAUCGACAACAGUCUCCUCUGGCGGGGGUGGUGUUCAAAAACGAGAAGGAGGUCAUCGAUCUUCUCCUCGAAGCGGGAGCUGACCCUGAAUUGGGACAGCCAAGUGCAAUUGAGGCAACGAGGGUAAGUCUCCUUUAGAUCUGGGGUCGAGUGGUCACUGACGAAUGCUAGAUAUUCAAGCAGGAGGAAUACGAGAGUCGGUUCCAAGAAAAGAUUGAAAGAUUGAGAACCCAAGGAGCGAGAGCAAACAACGGGAACUGAAUCCAUUCUGCAAAGCCAUGCAGAUAUGGUGUCAUUAUCAUGAUGUCGUAACGCUCAUCAGCUUGCUGUGCUAAUCAUCAUAUCCGACAUCUGUCUAUGUACCCGGGGUGUGAGACUCAAGAUUCUGUCUCCCUCCAUGUCCACCAACGCCUUGCUCAAAAGUCACACAAGAGUAAAUCUCCAACCAUCACUGAUAAGCGUGCGUGGGUUCCUGUCGAGAUCGAAUUUGUCGUUGGACAACCUUCUGAGAGGGCACUUUCAAAGGCGCGAGUUGGACCUUGGGAUGGCACCCUUCACACCAGUCAUAUUUUCGAUGUUGCAUCAAAUGCAUCUGGUGACACCAUUCGGCCACCGCAGUGGUUGGUUCGAGAGAUGUAGCCGAGGUCGUGCGGGUAGAUGAUGUCGACGAGGACGGAGUUGACUUGUGGCCGGUACUGGUGUUCUCGUCGACCUUUUUCAGUGCAUUGUCGAAUUCGGUAUAAUGCUUCGAAUAUGGAAGUCGAGGCAUGAUGAGAUGAACUCUUUGGAGUUGGAAGGUGGAUGGAUGGAAACAACACAGGGGUCGGCUGUAAUCAGAGGUCGAGGAGGGACAUCCGAGCUAUAAAGGACAACGGGUGACACUGACGACUCUGUAUGAGUUCAUACCAUAACGGGGGUGCCGGCAGGUUAGGGAAGAAUAUUUGGGCACGCCCGAGGUCCCACAGAAGUACGUCUGGGGGUGGGUAAACGCUUCUGGUUGAUGGAUCGAGCGAUGGUAAAGGAUGAUCCGAAUAAGAGCGUUAUCGAGAUCGAAGUGCUUCUGUAAGUAAGACUGGCUCAAGACUGAGGAUGGAGAAAUGAUCGGCAGACAGGUGGGAAAAGGAAAAGCUCCC
This is a messenger RNA of Exophiala mesophila, 1531 nucleotides long. RefSeq lists its product as hypothetical. The transcript has 2 exons. Gene Ontology annotation, molecular function: protein binding. NCBI's taxonomy places the organism in Eukaryota, Fungi, Ascomycota, Eurotiomycetes, Chaetothyriales, Herpotrichiellaceae. The coding region runs from base 132 to 536 and encodes 134 amino acids. The record is from RefSeq and is a predicted model, not a curated record.